Messenger RNA from Calliphora vicina (urban bluebottle blowfly), 2764 nucleotides. Its product is annotated as stAR-related lipid transfer protein 7, mitochondrial. The record is from RefSeq and is a predicted model, not a curated record. The transcript is spliced from 2 exons. Gene Ontology annotation, molecular function: lipid binding. NCBI's taxonomy places the organism in Eukaryota, Metazoa, Arthropoda, Insecta, Diptera, Calliphoridae. The coding region runs from base 298 to 1557 and encodes 419 amino acids.
UGUACUGGCACAUUUUUUUGGGUCAUAAAAACUUCUUGUUAAUAUUUUUUUUAACUUUUCAAUAGUAAAUUUAUUAACUAAAAUUCAAAAAAUAAUACAAACAGUAAACUAAAACUUACAAUUUGUAAAUUAAAGAAGAACUAAAUCCUAAAAAAUCGUUAAAGCCGGAUCUAACAAAACAAGUACUAAGGCCUGUAAUGUUAUGCAAGCGAAUGAAAGAAACAAAAGUUUAUAAAUUUGUGAAAAUGAAUUAAAAGGAUUUAAAAAGAUAAUAGUGACGAAAAGAAUAGCAACAAAAUGGUAUUUAAACGUAUGCUUAUGAAUAUAAAACACUCCUCGAAUGCUACUUUGAAAUCUUGGUGCUAUCAGUGUGAAUCAAUAUUGGCCCAGAGGUCUCGACGUCUACAACAACUAUUUACAUUUUAUCAUCGAGUUUAUGGUUCACAUGGUUUAAAGCUGCUGAUACGAUCCUAUCACCGACAACUGCCACAAUUCAAGGGAACAAAUUUGGUUUUAAGUGCCGUGGGAGUGGUGGGCUGUUUAACUGGUAAUGGCGGAGGCUCGGGUUUUGAUUGGAACACAGAACGUUUGAGUUUAGCUAAUUUUGAUACAUGUCAUCACGAUGUGGAAUUUAUUAAUACUAUACACAACAAUAAACUAUGCCAACGAUGUAAAGAGUACAAUAUGAAAUAUUGCUAUUGUUUGGUAGGAAAUAAAGAAAGCCCAACCGGUGGUGACGGUAAAAAAUCGAUUAAGAAUAAUAAAUCAUAUCCGUUGUAUUUGGAACGAAAUGGAGUUGACGGAGCAGCUGGUAAGGGUAGUGCAAUGAUAGAAAGUGAAAGCGAAAGAAAUUGGGAGCCAUACUUUAGUAAAGAUCAUUUUCACAUAUGGAAGCGAGAAGAACGCACUGCCAUGUAUUCCUAUAAGGUAUAUGCAAGUUUUAAUGAUAUAUCAGCGGCCGAUUUAUUGCAUGUACAAGUUGAUUUGGAUUAUCGCAAACAAUGGGAUGACACAGCUGUAGCUUUGCACUUAAUUGAAGAGGAUCCCAUGCCGGGGACCAACUCCCAUCUAAUCUAUUGGGAAAUGCAGUGGCCAAAGUUUUUCAACAACCGAGAUUAUGUCUACUGCAGACGCUUUAUAUGCGACGACAAACGCAAAGUUAUGAUGGUGGCCAAUCGGGGUACUAAACAUCCGCAUUAUCCACAGGUGAAUGGCAAAGUACGUGUUACGGAUUAUUGGAGUUUUAUGGUUAUUAAACCCUUCCGUAGUUUUCAAGAGCCUGGUGUUCAUUAUAUACUGACCUAUUACGACGAUCCCGGAUUGCCAAUACCCCAGAGCAUUAAAUCCUGGGUAGCUCAAAAACAAAUGCCUGAUAUUUUACAAAAAAUGUACUUUGCCACUAAGAAUUAUUCCUAUAAAAAGGCACUGGCCAUGAAGGAUGUCUUCAGUAGUUUUAGUAUGUUAAAUAACGAAUAUGCAGCAAAUAAAUCAAGAGAUGGAUGGCUGCAUAGGUUGUGGCGUCAGAGCAGUGAUGAAAACAUAGAAAAAGGCGAAUAAGAGAGAGUGAGAGGGAGUUUUUGACAAGUUGCUAUAUUAUAGAGAGUCUUUCAAUGAUAAUUAUUUAAAAUUAGGUACAACUAGAAGUUUGAUGUGAUUUUUAAAAAGAUAAUAGUUCAUUUUGUUAUAGGUGCCUUUUUAAUGUUCUUCGAUUUAAAAUGAGAGGAGCUAAGAUUGGACUAGGAAAUUGUAAUUUUUUAGCGAAAUGCCACAGAAAACCGGUUAAAAUCUAAAUAUUAAAAGAAUAAGCCAAAAACUGGAAAAUAAAACAAGCCAAAGGAAAUAGAAAAUUAAACUGAGAAAAGAAAUAACAUACUAUAAUAAAUAUAUAUAAAAAUAUGUAGAGUCCAUCCAAAAACAUAGUUACCACGGCAAUUGAAUCUUCGCUACGUAUCGGGUGCUAAUCAGGAAAACUAUAUCAACAUCGCGAAAGCAAUAUUAACCGUACGUUGUUUUUCUCCCGAGAGGAGCUUUCAACAACAUCAUACUUGAUAAUAGCAGUAACGUAUUUUCAUAAGUUUAUGAAACCUCUUCAGAAUCAGUUCCAUUUUAUUAAACUUAUGGACUUUCUACUUUUUGGCAAAAACUCUUAUACUCAAUUAUAUCUAUUACAUACUUCAUACAAUAUCAAUCAAUUAAUUUCACUUAAACAAAAACACCAUCACAUAAACCUCAAACUCAACAAAAUACUAAAAUAUCGAAAAUCGUUAAUUUUUGUUUCUUAUAAUUGCAAUAGAAAAAUCUCUUUAAAACAAUUGUUAAGCUAAUAUUUUUCUUGGUUCUCCAUUUUAAAAUUAUGUAAAAAAAUUGGUUAAUUACUAAAUCAAAAUAUUUUUCAUUAUCAAAAAAGUGAUAAAUUUUUCUUAUUUUUUUUCUUAAAAAAUAACAGUUUUUUUUCGUGCAAUAUUUCUGCAUUUUUAUUAUUAUUUUUUCUUCAAAUGUGUAUGUAUAAUGCAUUUUUUACUAUUGUAUACAAAAUUUUAUUAAGUUUCAUUAAAUUCCAAAAUGAAUAAAAAAAUAUAUAAAGCAAAAUAUCAUGAACAAAAUUUUGUUUUUGAUCUCAAAUAAAACAAACAACUUGAAUUUAUUCUAUUGUACUAUAAUUAUGGAGAAUAUAAGAAAAAUCAUAUUAGAUAUGUUCAUAUUUCACAAUUUGAAUAAUGUAACAAAGAAAAUUUCAUGUAAUAAAGAAUGAAAGCAAAAAAAA